UUGGGCAAAAUACAAAGGUUGUGCAAACUGUACAAAAACCCGCCUGAAGUAUUUUAAUCCCAGCCUAUGACAGCCGAAAAUCAACCAAACCUUGAAAUUCAGUCAAAUUUGUUAACAAAGGCCGCCAAAACGAAACAAAAUUUACCUGUUUUAGAUGAAGUCUUAUAUCCUUUUCAAGAAUCCAAACCGAAAACAAUGAUAGCCCAAAUUGGCAAACUUUGGAGAAAUAUUAACCAAACAAUAAGAAAUCAUAACUUGAUUUAAUUUGGUAGAAAACUGUCCAAAAUCAAGUCAGUCCUUCAUUAAUUGGUUUUUUCCGUUCCAACAAAGCCGAAAAUAACAUAAGUCGACAAGAGCAAAAUGGGCGAAUGGAACGAAGGAUUGUUCAGCUGUUUCAGCGAUAUGAAAAUCUGCGCAUGCACAUAUUUUCUACCCUGCUAUGUACAAGGUAAAGUGGCUGAGGCAAUGGGCGACGGAUGUCUUCUGUGGGGAAUCAUCUUCUUCAUCCCCCUAAUCAACCUCAUAGCCCCAAUCUCCCUCAGAGGAAAGAUUCGUGAACAAAAAAGCAUAGAGGGGGGCAUACUUGGAGACUGUGUUGCAGUGUGGUGUUGUCUACCUUGUGUGUUGUGUCAGGCGGCUAAGGAGAUGAACGUGGAUUUGAUGGCUGCUGAUGGAGAUAUUGAGCAAUUAGAACGCGUUUAAACUUAAUUUUCCCGCCUCAAAUGAUUUCCUAGAUUAUAAUUUCAUGAUAUCCAAUUUACUAACAAAACUCAACAAUGUAUUCUAUUGUCUCGAAAUAUAUAUAUUUAUUUUAAAACAAUUUCUGACCGAAA
Messenger RNA from Symsagittifera roscoffensis, 833 nucleotides. Its product is annotated as cornifelin homolog A-like. Lineage: Eukaryota; Metazoa; Xenacoelomorpha; Acoela; Convolutidae. The transcript is spliced from 3 exons. Bases 361 to 702 code for a protein of 113 amino acids. The record is from RefSeq and is a predicted model, not a curated record.